This is a messenger RNA of Oncorhynchus gorbuscha (pink salmon), 4667 nucleotides long. RefSeq names its product proton-coupled amino acid transporter 1-like. Gene Ontology annotation, molecular function: L-alanine transmembrane transporter activity; L-proline transmembrane transporter activity; amino acid:proton symporter activity. The coding region runs from base 769 to 2211 and encodes 480 amino acids. NCBI's taxonomy places the organism in Eukaryota, Metazoa, Chordata, Actinopteri, Salmoniformes, Salmonidae. Gene Ontology annotation, cellular component: vacuolar membrane. The transcript has 13 exons. Gene Ontology annotation, biological process: glycine transport; proline transmembrane transport; proton transmembrane transport. The record is from RefSeq and is a predicted model, not a curated record.
GUUUUGGAAUUCUUUAUUUAAAUUUUUAGGAAUCAGCUACAAUUUAACCGAAUACGAAACAAUGGCCGAGUUCGCGAAAAAGUGACACAUUGUGUCACAAUAUCGAUAGAUUCUGCCGCAGAUUUAAAUUGUUCAGAUAAACAAACACAAAUAAAGACUAUAGCCCAGUCUUCUCCAUGGGCGAACACGCAGCGCUUUACGCUUGUAAUCAACUUUGGCCAAUUAAAUGUUUGUGGUGAUGUUUCACACCAAACAAUCGGCAUAAUUUCAGACUAACGAUAAUUGACUUAGCUCGUAUUGAUGGAAAUAGAUGGUUUGCGUAACAAGACAGCUAGCAAGCUACAAAAUCAAAGUAUGCAACAUUUGGUCAGCUGACAUGCACCCUUUUCCAAACCAUGUGACCAAACGACCUUUGUACCGGUAGUGGUCUUCAAAAACCUAGCAUUAGCAGUUCACUUGUAUUUUUUUUUACAGAGAUCGCCUUUUCCUCUCACGUCAAGUACAAUAUCGACGUGCAUAGUAGGAAAAAAUACUGCUCUGCCAAGAGAUGCCAAGUCCUUUGAUUUAACACUACCGAGGCAGGAAUCACCGCUUUACACCAUAUUCAUCAUAACAUCAAUAUCAUCAUCUGACUGGAGAGACACACCACUUAUUUUGAUAAAUUGAUAUUCAACUCCCAAAGACCAGGUGUCCUUACCACAGUGGCUCUGAAGGAGGAAUCCGAGACUAAGACAGCAGGAGGAUCCACCCAGCGCCAGCGGACCAACCAUGACCUCCAACACUGACAAUCGUCAAGACGGCCCAGGUCCAGUUCUCUCCAGGAUAUCAGCGAGCACCUCUGAGGAGGAUGUUCUCUGUCCUACUCCACCUCUCCCCCCAGGACCUGAUUCUCAGUAUGAGAGAAUCGGAGGCCAAACAGGGGCUUCGUUUUUACAGACCCUGAUCCACCUCCUGAAGGGGAACAUCGGUACGGGACUGCUAGGUCUACCUCUGGCUGUCAGGAACGCAGGCCUUGUGUUAGGACCUCUGAGUCUGUUUGCCAUGGGGAUAAUAGCAGUCCACUGUAUGAACCUGCUUGUAAUCUGUUCCCACCACCUCAGUGUAAAGUUGAACAAGCCCUUUCUGGACUAUGGCGAUGCUGUGCAGUAUGGUAUGGAGAAUGUCUCGUGGCUGAGAAGGCACUCAAUAUGGGGGAGGCGGAUAGUGAACGUGUUUUUGAUCAUCACCCAGCUGGGUUUCUGCUGUGUCUACUUCGUCUUCCUCAGUGACAAUAUCAAACAGGUGGUGGAAGCUUCUAACGGGACAACCAUGAACUGCCACAACAACCAGACAGCUGUGACCGUCCCCAGCUUUGACUCCCGUCUCUACAUGUUGUGUUUCCUGCCAGCUGUUAUACUCCUGGUGUUCACCCGCAACCUGAAGUACCUGGCCCCCCUCUCUCUGGUUGCCAACCUGGCCAUGUGUACUAGCCUGGUCCUCAUCUACUUCUUCUGCUUCACGAACAUACCAAAUCGUAUCAGCCUGCCGAAGGUGGGUCAUGCCAAAGACUAUCCUCUCUUCUUUGGAACGGCCAUCUUUGCUUUCGAGGGGAUAGGAGUGGUCCUUCCCCUGGAGAACAAGAUGCAGAAGCCUCAGAGUUUCAAUAUGGUUCUAUAUCUGGGAAUGGGCAUCGUCACCUUCCUCUAUAUCAGCUUGGGGACCAUAGGGUACAUCACCUUUGGAGAGGCCAUAGGGGGAAGUAUCACCCUUAACUUACCCAACUGCUGGAUGUAUCAGAUUGUAAAGCUGCUCUACUGUUUCGGUAUCUACAUCACCUUUGCACUUCAGUUCUACGUGCCAGCUGAGAUCCUGAUUCCUCCGGUGGUGUCCCGUGUCUCCGAGAGAUGGAAACUGCCGGUUGAUCUUCUGAUCCGCGCUGCGCUCGUCGUUUUUACCUGUGUCCUGGCCAUAUUGAUCCCCCAGCUGGACCUGGUCAUCUCUUUAGUGGGGUCCAUCAGCAGCAGUUUCCUGGCUCUCAUCUUCCCUCCACUCCUCCAGAUCCUCACCUACCACAACGAAGGUCUGUCUCCCUGGGUCAUCGUCAAGAACACCCUGAUCUCUGUCAUCGGCUUCAUCGGCUUCAUCACCGGCACCUAUAUAUCCAUCACAGAGAUCAUCAAACGCAACGGCAGACAUGACAAUCUGGAUGUGACCUUCUUCCAGGUCCAGUGAGAGAUCUAGUGAGGAAGAGGAGGAUAUCUUGACAGUGGUUGGUCUGGCAAACAGUGGAGGCUGGUGGGUGGAGAAAUCUGAGGACAGGUUCGUUCUAGAAUGGAUGCUACCUUCCUCCGAUUUAAGGUGACACCAGCCUCCACUGCUGUCAAACAAUCAAACCCAGAAGUCCUCACCCUGGCUACAGCCAUGUUUUGUUUUUCUCACUUGCUCCAUUGUCCAUUGAUUACACAUUUAUUGAUAUUGUGAGUCUGCUUACUGUUGUGGUUAUUGGUCGCUGUGGAACAAUUAUUUAAUGGAAUAUAAGUGUUAAAUCAACUAUCAUCUACAGUAGCUGUAUAGCCAAGUAGAGAACUUGUUCUUCUGACACGAGCGUCAUUCUCUCUGUGCCUCAUGAGCUUCGAUGUUUUUAAAUUCUUAAUUUUAUUACAUACUUUUUAUAUUUUAAACUCUGCUAUGCCGCAAGCUCACCUUCUAUAUUACAUGUUUUAUUAUUUUAUGUUGAAUAAUUUAACCAAAUCAUUGAAUAUUGAGCAAUCAUAUUCUCGUUUUAUUACUACUGUUAAAACAUCCUGGGAGUGGUUAAAGGUGUUUUUAAGUGAUCAAAUUAAUUAUUAUAAACUGGUUACUAAUACAUGUUUUGUCAUAGCCGUGGUAUACGGUCUGAUAUACCACGGCUUUCAACCAAUCAGCAUUCGGAGCUCGAACCACCCGAGUUAAUAAUAUCAUUUAAAUAACAGUUAAGUGCCAUUUUGAAUGAUAUCUUCAUUCUACAGACCUUACAAAGAGGAAGAUGUAUGUUUUGAACCACAGCGUGACUAGACUAUUUCCAAUAGAAGUGGUAAAUGACUGACCGCGUUUAAUAAGACGAUCAGAACACAACAACCUGUAGUGUGUUGAUCACCAUCGUCAUUACUGCUGUACCAUGUUGCUAUGACGAUGACCAUUGAAUACCGUUUACUGAUUGACUACAUUUUAGAGACAAGAUUUAAUAGUUGAAAGUUCACUUUUUUUGGUCUUUUUUUAAAGGUAAAGCUUCAUUUACAUUUUUAAGGCAAGCUGACGAGAUCACCUACUGUAAUACUGAUGAAGGGACUGUAAAGAGAAAAUACAAAACAAUGUGUGUUAUUGUAGAGCUAAUACCAUUUUGUUAUUUCUCAGUUGAUGUUAUUUAUGUUGGCAUUUUAAUGUCUUACAUUUGUCUCAGGUUGGGCACUGGAUUUAUUCAUGUUACUAAUCUUCCAGUUAUUACAACGGCUAUUUCAUUUGUUUUAUAACUUGUCUCGCUUGUACCAACAGUUUGUGUUUUUAGACUGAGUGGGCCCAGAUUAGACUGGGUUGGACUGAGUGGGCCCAGAUUAGACUGGGUUGGACUGAGUGGGCCCAGAUUAGACUGGGUUGGACUGAGUGGGCCCAGAUUAGACUGGGUUGGACUGAGUGGGCCCAGAUUAGACUGGGUUGGACUGAGUGGGCCCAGAUUAGACUGGGUUGGACUGAGGUGGGCCCAGUUUAGACUGGGUUGGACUGAGGUGGGCCCAGUUUAGACUGGGUUGGACUGAGGUGGGCCCAGUUUAGACUGGGUUGGACUGAGGUGGGCCCAGUUUAGACUGGGUUGGACUGAGGUGGGCCCAGUUUAGACUGGGUUGGACUGAGGUGGGCCCAGUUUAGACUGGGUUGGAUAUCAUGGUGAUGUCACAUGGCAUUGGGAGAACUUAACUGAUAGUCGGUCUCUUCGACUAGCCUUGAAUAAUGGCAGGUUGGAACUAUUGUUGAGUUUGCACUUUAUUGUUGCUGAAAUAUAGUAUUCUGAAUUUCCCGUGAGAGAAUACUGCUGAACAUUUUAUACGGGGUAUUUUUUCGUGAUCUUGAACGUGUAAAAAUAAAAUGUUUUUAUUUCAUUACAGUCUAAAUGGGGAAAAAGUUCACAAUUCUGGAAAUGAUACUAGCUUUGAAUAAUGGCAGGUUUGAACUAUUGUUGAGUUUGCACUUUAUUUUAAAUAAAUUAUAGUAUUCAUGAACAUGUCAUUUUUAUUUUUUAAUCAUUUUAUUUCAUUUCAACCUAAAUGGAAAUUAUACGUAAGCAUUUUUGUUGCUUGUUGUGGUGUUGACGGGAAUUCUGAUGUUUACAUCCCCUUAAAUUGUACUCAUCAUAUAGGUUACAUCCCAAAUUGCAGCCUAUUCCCUUCAUAGUGCACUACUGUUGAGCAGUCCUAUUGGCCCUUGUCAAAUGUAGCGCACUAUAAUAGGGAAUUGGGUGGCAUUUGGGAUGUAGGCAGUGUCCUUCACUAGUCUGAUGUCUCUGGACAUUAGCUACAAGGGGAUGACUUGGAGGUUACCCAUCAUAGAACUGAAAGAUCCUCUCCGGUACUUGUUAGCCAGUAGUUCUGGACAAAAGUAGGCCCCUGAAAGUGGUGUACUACGGCGUAUGUCCCACCACAUCAUAGCUCUCGCUCCCU